AUGGCUGCGAAGUUUCUUAACCGCAUAGCUGGCAUCAGCGCUACUGUUGGCAUUGGUGGUUUCUGCUUACAAGAGUGCAUUUAUGACGUGGAUGGUGGACACCGUGCUGUGAUAUUUGAUCGUAAGGACGGCAUUUUGGACAAGUCCGUAGGCGAGGGCACGCAUUUUAAGAUUCCUUUCUUCCAAUACCCUACUAUUCUGGACGUGCGCUCUAACUACCGCCUUAUUAGCUCUCGCACGGGUACGAAGGACCUACAAAACGUCAAUAUCUCACUGCGUUGUCUAUAUCGACCAAAUGCUGAGAAGUUAUCGCACAUUUAUGCCGAAUACGGUGCCGAUUACGCUGACCGAAUUUUGCCAUCUGUUGGUAAUGAGGUGCUCAAGUCCAUUGUGGCCCAAUACGAUGCUGUGGAGCUGCUAGCUCGUCGUGAUCAAGUGUCUCAGCAGAUUGCGAAGGAGAUGAACGAUCGUUGCAGCAAUUUUUACCUGUUGCUGGAUGACGUGUCUCUCACGCACCUUGAGUAUGGCCCGGAGUUCACGCGUGCUGUCGAGUCGAAGCAGGUUGCGCAGCAGGAUGCUGAGCGUCAGAAAUUUGUCGUCAUGCGUUCCGAGCAGGAGCGUAAGGCCGCGGUCAUCAAGGCUGAGGGUGAGUCUGAGGCUGCUCGUUUGGUCUCUGACGCUGUCGCCAAGAGCGGCACUGGUUUCAUUGAGGUACAGCGUGUUGAUGCCGCCCGUGAGAUCGCUGAGACGCUAGCCAAGUCACGCAAUGUUACGUACUUGCCCAAGCAAGACGGUGGUAAUGGUGGUGUGCUGCUUGGUCUGCAGUGA
This is a messenger RNA of Peronospora belbahrii, 828 nucleotides long. The record is from the annotation of a GenBank genome assembly. Lineage: Eukaryota; Oomycota; Peronosporomycetes; Peronosporales; Peronosporaceae.